AUGCCGACGGAAGUUGAGGGACUCCUCAACCUCCAAAUCAAGCUUGCGAGAGUCAAGAAAACUUUGAAGAAAUGGAAUAAGGAGGUCUUUGGGAAUAUUCAUUCCAACCUUAGGGGCAUGGAAGAGAAAAUAGCGAUGGCCCAAGCUGAUUUCAAAGAUAGGCCGUCACCCGAAAAUAGAAUGGAAAUCAACAAACUCAUUGCCGAGUAUAUUUGCCUCCUCAGAAUGGAGGAAGACUUCUGGCGCCAAAAAGCAAUGCUACGAUGGCUCACGGAGGGAGAUAAGAAUACUAGAUUUUAUCAAAGUUGGGUUAAGCAAAAGAGAAUUCGGAUGCGCAUCCACAAGAUCAACCUUGAUGGACGCGAAGUAUCGGAUGUAGCGGAGAUCAAGAACUCGGCGGUGCAAUUCUUCCAAAAGCUCCUUGCCCCAGAACCUAUGUUGCUGGUGGAGCCGGACCUUAGCCUCAUAAAUCAACUCCCUCCCUCGGUUGACAUGAGUUCCUUGGUUAGAGAACCGAAAGCGGAGAAGGUUAAACGAGCUGUCUUUGGCAUCUCGGGUGAUAGUGCACCAGACCCGGAUGGCUUCACGGCCACUUUCUUCCAAGCAUGCUGGGGAAUUAUUGGACGGGAUGUGGUCGCAGCAAUUUGCUAA
This is a messenger RNA of Salvia splendens (bonfire salvia), 651 nucleotides long. RefSeq lists its product as uncharacterized. The transcript has a single exon. The record is from RefSeq and is a predicted model, not a curated record. Lineage: Eukaryota; Viridiplantae; Streptophyta; Magnoliopsida; Lamiales; Lamiaceae. Bases 1 to 651 code for a protein of 216 amino acids.